UGCCCCAUAUGUGCAGUGCGGUUGAGCAUCGCUGUGAUCACUUCUGCAUAAACACUCCUGGCUCCUACAUGUGCAGGUGUAAACAAGGAUACAUUCUCAAUCCUGACCAGAAGACUUGCAGCACUCAGGACCUUUGUGCUGUGGAGAAACAUGCCUGUGAGCAGAUUUGUGUCAACACACCUGGGUCUUAUGUCUGCCAGUGUUAUGAAGGGUAUGAGCUUGAUGCAGAUGGAAAGAAUUGUAUCGUUGUAGACCACUGCGCUUUGGAUAACCAAGGCUGCCAACAUGAAUGCGUUAACACUGAGGACUCCUAUUACUGUAGAUGCCACCCAGGGUUCAUUUUAAAUCCAGACAAAAGAACUUGCCGAAGACCAGACUAUUGUGCUCUUCAGGACCAUGGCUGUGAACAGGAAUGUGUUAAUACAGAUGAUUCCUAUUUUUGUCGGUGUCAGGAAGGGUUUAUACUUAAUCCAGAUAAGAAAACAUGCAAAAGAGUUGACUAUUGCACUCUGAGUGAUCAUGGCUGUGAACAUUUGUGUGUCAGUGGUGACAGAUCUUACACUUGUCAGUGUUUUGAAGGAUACAAGCUUCGUAGCGAUGGGAAAACAUGUAAACGACACAACAUCUGCAGAUCAGUCAGCCAUGGCUGUGAGCAUAUUUGUGUUAAUGAAGAUGAUUCCUAUGUUUGCAAAUGUCAUGAGGGGUUUCUGCUGAGAGAAGAUGGGAAAACAUGCAGAAAUGCAGACCUUUGCAGUUCAGUUGACCAUGGCUGUGAACAUGUUUGUGUUAAUGCUGGCGAGUCAUACAUCUGCCAGUGUCACGAGGGGUUUGCACUACGGGAAGAUGGAAAAACAUGUAGAAAUAAAGAUGUUUGCAAUUCUCUUGACCAUGGCUGUGAGCAUGUUUGCGUGAACACUGAUAGUUCAUACGUUUGCCAGUGCUAUGAGGGUUUUGUAUUGAGAGAAGAUAAGAAAACCUGUAAAAGCAAGGAUAUUUGCAAGUCAGUCAACCAUGGCUGUGAACAUGCUUGUGUUAAUGCUGGGGAUUCAUUUGUCUGUAAAUGUCAGGAGGGAUUCUUACUAAGAGAAGAUGGAAAAACAUGCAGAAAUAAAGACCUGUGUAAAUCUAUUGACCAUGGCUGUGAACAUGUGUGCAUCAAUAAUAACAAUUCAUACAGCUGUCAGUGCCACGAUGGUUUUGUCCUGCGACAAGAUGGGAAAACGUGUCGAACAUGCACUGAAGGCCCAGUUGACUUGGUGUUUGUGAUUGAUGGAUCAAAAAGUCUCGGAGAGGAUAAUUUUGAAAUUGUAAAAGAAUUUGUCUUGGGAAUCUUGGAUGCACUUGAGAUUUCACCCAAAGCUGCUCGAGUUGGUUUGCUUCAGUACUCCACCGAAGUUCGCACAGAGUUUACGUUAAGGCAGUUCAGCUCAGCCAAAGACAUGAAGAAAGCUGUAUCACAAAUGAAAUACAUGGGGCGAGGUUCCAUGACAGGACUGGCUCUGAAGCAAAUGUUUGAGAGAAGCUUCACAGAAACAGAAGGAGCAAGACCAUUUUCAGCAAAUGUCCCUCGAAUCUCCAUUGUGUUUACAGAUGGACGAGCCCAAGAUGAAGUCUCUGAGUGGGCUGCUAGAGCAAAGCGAAACGGUAUAAUUAUCUAUGCUAUUGGAAUAGGAAAAGCAAUUGAGGAAGAACUGCUGGAAAUUGCUUCUGAGCCAUCAUAUAAACAUCUCUUCUAUGCCGAGGAUUUCACCGCUAUGGAGGACAUAAGUGAAGAACUAAGAGCCCAGAUCUGUGAAGCAAAAGCUUCAAAAGAUAAAGACCAGUGCAAAUGUGAAAACCUUGUGACAUUCCAGAACUAUGCAACUAAUGAAGUAAGAAAACUCACCCAGCGAUUGGAAGAAAUGACGAAGCGAAUGGAAGACUUGGAAAACAGGCUAAAAUACUGAUCAAAACAUAAAGUGUAUUUAUACAUACAAACUUGUCAGAGCUAUUUUCUUAAACCGGUUCAAAGUAAAAUAACAAGUCCUUGUGUCUGAAGUUGAAAAGAAUGUUUUGGAUCCCUGCAUCUAUAUGCUGUGUUCUGUCUUGCAUUGAUUGCAGAUAAAUGUUGAAAAUGUUAUAUAUGUAAAUGAUUUAGUAACUAGCAAAAAUUCUAAUUAAGCAGAACUAAGCAAUGGAAAUAAGCUAUGCAAAGUAAUAAAACGCUGUUAUUUUUUGAA
Merops nubicus (carmine bee-eater) is the source of this 2219-nucleotide messenger RNA. RefSeq names its product matrilin 2 (gene MATN2). The transcript has 14 exons. Gene Ontology annotation, molecular function: calcium ion binding. The record is from RefSeq and is a predicted model, not a curated record. Lineage: Eukaryota; Metazoa; Chordata; Aves; Coraciiformes; Meropidae. The annotation marks the transcript as partial.